AUGCAACAACUAGAUAUUGACACUGCUCAAACUAAUCCAAAUAGACAGAUACGAGAAAGGAUGAGUUUUCGGAUUUAUCUUCGUACUUUCUGGAUGGAUUAUCUUUUAAUGGCUAUAUUAGGAGCACUUGCUCUAGGCGUUAAUAUCCUUGGGCCUGCAUCGAAUCGUAUUUUUCCUGUUUAUUUUCGUAAUGGUGAAAUAGUUAAUCCAGAAUUUAGUUAUCCAUUUAGAAAAAAUAUUAUUCCAUCAUGGUUAGCUGGUUUCUUAGCAUUUAUUGUUCCAUUUAUAUUUAUUAUGUUAAUGCAAAUACGCAUAAGAAGUUUGAAUGAUGUUAAUACAGCAACAAUGGGUUUAAUUUUUUCAUUAUUAUCUACUACUGUUUUUCAAGUAUUUAUCAAAUGGCUUAUUGGUGGUUUAAGACCAUAUUUUUUUUCUGUUUGUAAACCAAAUAUCAAUGUAGCAAGUGUUGGUACUGGACAAGGUUUUUAUGGUUUGAUGUUUGACCGUUCAAUAUGUACAGGUGAUAAGAAAGAAAUUGAUUAUGCAUUAGAAACAAUGCCAUCCGGACAUUCAGCAAUAGCGUUUUCUGGUUUUCUUUACUGUUCAUUGUAUCUUAAUGGUAAAUUAAAAAUUUUUGCUAAUUAUCGUCCACAAUAUUGGAAAUUUGUUCUUUUUUUUGCUCCAAUACUUGGUGCUGUUCUUAUGGCUGGUUCAUUAACACUUGAUUAUUAUCAUCACGGGUAUGACAUUUUAGCAGGUUCACUUAUUGGAAUAAUGUUUGCAUUUGGAUCGUACCGUUUUCAAUAUGCUAGUGUUUGGGAUUAUCGUUUUAAUCAUAUACCAUUACCAAGAUUAGAAGCAGAUCUUGGUUUUGAUUAUCAUCUUGAUUAUUUAGAAAAUUCACUGAGUGGUUCAAGGAAAGGUCGAUGGAACGAUGAUAGACACAUUUAUGGAGCACCUUUUGAUGCGAUAGAAACAUUAUCAACUUUACAUUGA
Messenger RNA from Rotaria sordida, 996 nucleotides. The record is from the annotation of a GenBank genome assembly. Lineage: Eukaryota; Metazoa; Rotifera; Eurotatoria; Philodinida; Philodinidae.